Messenger RNA from Plasmopara halstedii, 3231 nucleotides. RefSeq names its product Domain of unknown function DUF547. Lineage: Eukaryota; Oomycota; Peronosporomycetes; Peronosporales; Peronosporaceae. The record is from RefSeq and is a predicted model, not a curated record. The transcript has a single exon. Bases 1 to 3231 code for a protein of 1076 amino acids.
AUGACGCAGAGCAAGCACCGAAUCGAAAGUCUAUGGCGCUUGACGAUGUUGCUCAUGUUCUUUAUUACAAUCAUUCGAUGCCUUACUAUCAAUGCUGUUAUCAAUCUUCUAAUCGUGUCGAAAAGCUUCGUGUUUCCAUCGGGUGACGUCACGAUUAUUAAAGUGUUAUGGCUCAUAUUUGGAUUAGUACUCGCUGGUAUAAACUUCUAUGACUUGUAUAACAAACGCAGUAUCAAGAAUUCGUUUGAGAGACAUCAAUUAUAUCUUUUGGAUAAAUUCUGUUCGCAUUUAAAAGUACCGAUUCUCAUCUCACACAGCAAGUCAACUCAAGUACAAGUAGAAUCUUCACAAUUUCGAGGACAAGUUGCAAUCACAGCGACGUGGAAUCAAUUGAAUCUUUCACUUCAAGGUGAAUUUUUGAAAAAUGUAGCACCAAAUAGUCAAGUGGUCUUUGCUUUGGAGGUUUCGAUUGAUACGCAAAGCGACAAAGGGUUGAUUAAAGUAGCAAAAGCUGUCGUGAACAGACUGUGUGGAAAGGAUACGAUCCAGUAUAUACAAGGUGGAAUCCACUCAAGUAAUUCCACAUUCUCGAUACUUUCGUUGAAAACUUCAUCUUUAGGUGUCGAUUGUAUUGGAUCUAGUCAUACAUUUGAAGGAAAUUUUAUCGGUUGGAGGUCGAAAUUGCUAUUUCGACUGUACCAUCUCGCACUCGAGUGGCUUCCGAUUAAUUGGAUUGUUCUCUUCAACAUUCACAUUGCAGCGUAUUUAGUAUCUCCACCGUCUAUUCAAGACCACCAAACGUCAUCAAUUCCUAACUCUACAACGAAAACAAAACAAUAUUUAUUUUGUUUCUUAGUACAAGGUUGUCAACAGACAGAAGCACUGCCCGAAUCAAACCAAUUACGGGUCGCACUCUCUUCAAAAGAUCAAUUUGCUCAAUUUGAAGUUGGGUCUCCGAUUGCACUACAUACUAUUAGUAAACACCGACGCUGUGGUAUACCACGAGCACAUGCAGAGGCUUGUCGACAGAUUGCUGAGGAUGCCCGUGCAUUACGCAAAAUACGAUUUUCGCUUGAUGUUUGGGUCGAAUUUGUUGAUCGGAUAGCUGGGCGUCGAAAAGUUGGGUAUCUUUUUAAAGUUGUUGAUACAACAAAGAAGUCUCAGUGUACAGUCAUGCGUAGUGCUGUCACAGUGAAAAAUGCUGUGCUUCUUUUGCGGCUCGAACACGAGAUUGAGAGAAAAGAACGAGAACAAGAGACUGGAGUUGCUGAUAUAGACGAUUCAGAGGCGGAUCAAGUUGACGAACAUGUUGAUCUUCAGAAUCUCAGUGUUGAGUCGCGCACGUAUCGAUACGAACUGAUUGAACACGAAACGGCAGCAAUAGCUCGAAUUCUUGAUCAAAUUGCUUUAAAAGGAUCGAAAAAACGAUAUCGAUGGUGUCUACCGCAACGUUGCUAUCAGAACCAAUUGGAAGCAGCGACACUCUAUCGAUGCCUUAUGUCUCCAUCUCAAUUACCUUCUGUACCAAGUUAUCAAGCGAUUGGUGUACAGUUGACGGAGUUUCAGCGAUUAAAUAUGAAAAUUGUAGAUGAGAUAGGAAUCUACCGUCAAUAUGAUAGCGGCGAUGGAACAAUCCCAUUGCUACGUCAAGAGUGGCUUGUUGUGUCUGCUGACAAUUUACAUUUCUUUCGAUCGUAUUCAGCGUCUCCGUCACUGAGCAUUCCAGUAACGAAUGUGCUUGACGUAUGUGCCAUCGAUUGCGUGAGUUUACUUCAGGGUCAUCAACCUUCAGAUGUGCAUCACGAACAAGAUGCGGUUGUUCGUUGGUUUUGUCUGGAAAUUCAUCUUGUUUUUGAAGUUAUUACGCUCUAUGUUGAGACUUUAGCGGAACGGGAUCACUUGAUUACGUCUCUGCAUCCUUUAACUAUCACUGAUUGUGGAAAUCAAAUGACUAACGGUAUAAAGUUAACAACUGAUCCGACGUCGUUCCUCUUUUCUCCCAUGUCGCUUGCCUCUCAAAGUCAGCCAAUUUGUCUGAAUCAACGCACAUCUCGAUUUGUGGUCACGACUGCUAUGAAAACAGAUGCACUUGGUGCAUUUAAGAUAGUGCAGGAAAGUUUAGAGGCCGGACUGAAAGUGUUUGCUCUGGGUGAGACUGUUGCUAGGCUUCGUACAAGUCUAAAUAUUGUGCGUGAUUUUCUACGUCGAGUUGAGCAAUUCAAUUAUCUUGAUCUGGAACAGGUGGCAACUGAAAUGACAAGCGAGGAUCGUUAUGCUAUGGGUCUCAAUUUAUACCAUACGCUCUUCAUCCAUACAGUGCUUGUUUUUGGGUAUCCUCAAAAUCAUGAACAAUGGAAAUUGGCACAAACUGUGCCGUGUUACCUCAUGCGUAAACUUCAUGCAAGUGAAUCGGUUCGAUAUACUCUAGCCGAUAUCCAACGCAUCAUAUUGCGCUGUCCUGUACCAGUAGAUUUAGGAGCAUCAAGUUUUAAACGAAGUUUAUCACAACAUGCACUUAUGGAUGUCGCUAUUGGUGGUGGAGAUGCAAUCAAUGGAUUAUGUCGAGCAGUUUUGGGGGUAGCGUGGACACCUGUGCUGCCUCGUAGUACCUCGUAUACACAAAUCAAAACAACUCCUCAACCAAUUUCGACAACUCUAGCAAUUGAACGUGCAGAUUUGCGUACGAGUUUGGUCCUUCAGAUUAAUAGUUCACCACCCAUUUCCAAAACUUUGGGAAUCAUGCGUGUGUAUGAAGGAAGAAAGCUGAAUGCACAAUUAAAUUCGACAUGCACGAUGUUUCUAAAGCGCGAGUUACGAUUGAAUGAAAUUAAUCGGAUGAUCUACUUGCCGCGUGUUUGUGAUUGGUAUCGCAUUGGGUAUCAACAAGACGCUGAUGAUGUGGACUAUUCGAGCCAGAUAAGUCAAAUCACACAUGGUCGACGGCGUAGAAGUAGCAGCGGCUCGGGUCUUUCUACGCUACCGACAUCUCGAGGGUUUUACUGCUUGCAACGUCUUCUUAGCUACAUGGAAUUGGACCAGCAUGAUCGUGCAAUGCAUCUAUUGCUUGGUGCUGGAGACGAGUGUCGUUUUGUGUUCUCGGAAUUCUGGACAAGACCCAGCCGAUCAGCUGUUGCUAACAUGUUAACUAGUGCUGGAAAUACAGCUUUAUCGGUGCUCAUUAGCGUUACUGGAGGAACGAGCUUUCGUCAAAACUUUGAAGAUGCUGAAUAG